CAGUUGACCUGGUCCGGCUGCCUCCCACAACCUCUGACCGUUCCCCUCCAGGACCCUCAGAGAGAUCUGCGAGGAUGGAAGGAGGAAGAUGGACGGUUGACCUGGUCAGGCUGUCUCCCACCACCUUUGAAUGUUCCCUCCCAGGACCUUUAGAGAGAUCUGCAGGUGAUGAACACGACAGUCAUUGUUCUCGGGUCUCAUCAGAAAGAAAUAAGCAUGAAGUCAAAGGAAGGACCUUUCAAGAUCAAGAGGAAACAAGACCACAAGAGAAAAACCAAGAAGAAAAUAGGAGGUAUGAAGGCCUUCUAAUGCAGACUGAUAACGGCCAUCGAAUCCCAGUCCAGAAAAAACAUCAGAAGGGGAAGAGAACAAAUGGGAGACCUUUAUGUGGCAAAACAUUCCAAAGUAAAUCUAGGUUCAAUUCACACUGCAGAAUCCACACAGAGGAGAAACCGUGUGAAUGCUUGGUGUGUGGAAAGAACUUCAGUGACAGCUCAGGCCUAAAAUCACAUGAAAAAAUUCACGCAGGACAGGAAUCAUACAAAUGCCUAGAAUGUGGAAAGGGUUUCAAUCGCCACUCAAACCUUAAAAGACAUCAGAAAGUCCACAGUGAGGAGAAACCAUAUUCCUGUCUAGAGUGUGGAAAGGCCUUCAUUUACAGCUCAGGCCUUGUAGAUCAUCAAAAAAUUCACACAGGGGAGAAACCGUAUACCUGUUUGGACUGUGGAAAGACCUUCUGUCAAAGCUCAAACCUUGCAUCUCAUCAAAAAACCCACACAGGGGAGAAGCCAUAUAAAUGUUUGGAGUGCGGAAUGAGCUUCGCUCAUGGCUCAAGUCUUACAUUGCAUCAAAGAAUUCACACUGGGGAGAAAUCUUAUAAAUGUUUGGAGUGCGGAAGGAGCUUUGCUCACAGUGUUAGCCUUACUACACAUAAGAGAACCCACACAGGGGAGAAACCAUAUAAAUGCUUGGAAUGUGGAAAGUGCUUCAGCCAGAGUUCACACCUUAGUUCACAUAAGAGAACUCACACUGGUGAGAAGCCGUAUAAAUGCUUUGAGUGUGGGAAGAGCUUCAGUCAUAGUUCACAUCUUACUGUGCAUGAGCGAAUCCAUACAGGGGAAAAACCAUAUAAAUGUGUGACAUGUGGAAAGAGCUUUAGUAACUCCACAUCACUUGUUAUCCACCGCAGCAUCCAUUCAGAAGAGAAGCCAUAUAAGUGCUUUGAGUGUGGAAAGAGCUUCCGGCAUGGUACAGGCCUUCAUAAACAUCAAAAAAUUCACAGAGGUGAAAAACCGUAUGCAUGUUUUGAGUGUGGAAAGAGCUUCACUCACAGAUCACAGUUUAAAUGUCAUCAAAGAAUUCACACAGGGGUGAAACCAUAUACCUGUUUUGAAUGUGGAAAGAACUUCACUGAAAGCUCAAGCCUUAGAUCUCAUCACAAAGUUCACACAGGGGAGAAACCACAUAAAUGUUUGGAGUGUGGAAAGAGAUUUGCACAUGGAUCUGGCCUUACUUCUCAUAAAAGAAUUCACACAGGGGAGAAACCAUAUAUAUGUUUGGAGUGUGGAAAGAGAUUUGCACAGGGAUCUGCCCUUACUUCUCAUAAAAGAACUCACACAAGGGAGAAACCAUAUAAAUGUUUGGAGUGUGGAAAGAGAUUUGCACAGGGAUCUACGCUUACUUCUCAUAAAAGAACUCACACAGGGGAGAAACCAUAUAAAUGUUUGGAGUGUGGAAAGAGAUUUGCACAUGGAUCUACUCUUAUAUCGCACCAAAGAAUUCACACAGGAGAGAAAUCUUAUAAAUGUUCGGAGUGUGGAAGGAGCUUUGCUCACAGUGCUAGCCUUACUUCACAUAAGAGAACCCACACAGGGGACAAACCAUAUAAAUGCUUGGAAUGUGGAAAGAACUUCAGUCAGAGUUCACACCUUAGUUCACACAAGAGAACUCACACUGGUGAGAAGCCGUAUAAAUGCUUUGAGUGUGGGAAGAGCUUCAGUCAGAGUUCACACCUUACUGUGCAUGAGCGAAUCCAUACAGGGGAAAAACCAUAUAAAUGUGUGACAUGUGGAAAGAGCUUUAGUACCUGCACAUACCUUGUUUGCCAUCGCAGAAUCCAUACAGGAGAGAAGCCAUAUAAGUGCUUUGAGUGUGGAAAGAGCUUCAGCCAGGUUACAAGCCUUCAUAUACAUCAAAAAAUUCACAGAGGUGAAAAACCGUAUGCAUGUUUUGAGUGUGGAAAGAGCUUCACUCAAAGCUCAAGCCUUAAAUAUCAUCAAAGAAUUCACACAGGGGAGAAACCAUAUUCCUGUUUUGAGUGUGGAAAGAACUUCAGUCACAGCACAAGCCUUACAUCGCACCAAAGAACUCACACAGGGGAGAAACCAUAUAAAUGUUUGGAGUGUGGAAAGAGAUUUGCACAUGGAUCUACGCUUACUUCUCAUAAAAGAACUCACAUGGGAUAAACCAUAUAUAUACUUGGAAUGUGGGAAAAGAUUUGGUCAGAUUUCACUACUCAUUUUGC
Molecule: messenger RNA, 2524 nt
Organism: Podarcis muralis (Common wall lizard)
Lineage: Eukaryota; Metazoa; Chordata; Lepidosauria; Squamata; Lacertidae
Source: RefSeq, a predicted model, not a curated record